This is a messenger RNA of Strongylocentrotus purpuratus (purple sea urchin), 2556 nucleotides long. RefSeq names its product protein phosphatase 1 regulatory subunit 36. NCBI's taxonomy places the organism in Eukaryota, Metazoa, Echinodermata, Echinoidea, Camarodonta, Strongylocentrotidae. Bases 88 to 1377 code for a protein of 429 amino acids. Gene Ontology annotation, biological process: negative regulation of phosphatase activity. The record is from RefSeq and is a predicted model, not a curated record. The transcript has 16 exons. Gene Ontology annotation, molecular function: phosphatase binding.
CCAUGUCCAUGACAACGUUUGUAAAAUUUAUGAGAGUGUAAUUCUGUAUAUUGUUUAAUAGCUCAAAGGGAAACUAUACAGUGCGAGAUGGCUAAGACUGUAUCUAUUUCCGACGAAACAUCCGUAGCAACAUCUGGGAAAUGGUUUUGGAAAGAAGAAACACAAUCGCUUGAAUUCCAGGCAAGUGCUACACAAUCACUCGACCAGAAAGAUAAGAAGAAUCAGAGGAAGAAAAAUCAUACUUUUGGGGAGGCUGCAAACAAGAAAGACAGAGCAACACCAAACCGACUCGAUGGAAAAGGUCAAGGAGGGUCAAAGGGGAAUCAGCGUAUUGGUGCUAGGUCAGCAAGGUCAAACAAAGUGGAAAAAGAAACAACUGUGACAUUGCAGAGAGUGAAGUCUGUUGCCCUGUUCAUGCUUAAUGAAGUCAACUUUCCCACCGAUUCAUUUGAGAUGUGCUUAUUUGAACUAGACCAAUUUGAUGAGUUUCUCCUUGGAUUACUGAACUACUUUUCAAGUUACUUUGACAGAAGUGUUUUGGAAAACAGACCCAAGCAGAUGACCACUGAACCCAGUUUUGCAGAGCAAGCGGCCAUGGCUGAAAUCACUGAGCGCAUGGAUGUAGCUCAGAGGCAUCUAGCCCAGAGCUACUGUAUUCUUAUUCUUGGUCUUGGUUUGCAUGAACAUCAUCACAUGGGCAGUGGAAUGAAGAGACAGUCAUCUACAUACAAAGAUAGAGAAAUAUAUGAAACUUUGUAUAAGUUUUGUGUAUACCUGGUAUGGCUGGUAUUCAGAAGAAAGGACCAUGAUCUCAUCAACAAAGAGCUGGGAAGAAUCUUGAGGUCUGAUGUGUUCAACCCUGCCCUGCGAGUCAAGAAUUCCUUGGAUGAAGAUGCUGAGAAUGAAGAAGAAGCAAUCAGGGAUAUGUUUACCUUCACCCCAGCCACCACUCCAGCCGAAAGAAGAAGACAAAAUAGAGAGAGACCUUCAAUUACAAAUAUAAUCAAGACGAGAUCACCAGUUCUCAAGUCACUACUCCCCACUCCUAAAGAAGCUAAUGAAUACUUGUUUGGCAAGAUGACAUUGGAUGCUUCUGGAAAAUCUCAAACACCAGAUUCUAAUUCACCAGCUGGGAAAGGAAGACCUUCAUUCUUCAAGAAAAACAUUGGUAUCAUUGGUGAACCACUGAACCAGUUUAACCCUCAGACCCUGGCUCCUGUCGGGUCGGAACAAGAUGAAGAAACAGAAGAAGAUCAGACCAAGAGAGAAGGAUUUGCCGGGACGCCUACCAAGCCAGCACCAAUGCAAGGUGGAGUGAGUCGUCAGAUGACCUCCUUGUCACAAGCCACAGAUGUAUUCUCAGAUGACGAAGACUGAAGGACAUACCCCUUAAUUUCUCUUUGUAAUGUUAUUUUCAUCUUUCCGUCCUUUCUCCUUAUAUAAAGAUGCAAUAGCCUUGAUCCUUUUACAUGUAUAUCUGAUAUAUAAAAGUUUCCACCUGGAGUAAUUGGUCUAAUUUUGCCUCAAGAUUUUUUUUUUUUUUGAUGAGGCAUAACAUUGCAAAUUUAUAAUGAGUUAUUGCCUUUAAUGAUGAUGUUGUUGUUUAAUGCGGGAAUUAACAUUAGUCAAUAUUUAUUAAGUGUAUUUCUAUAGUUGGUAAAAACUCAACUUGAUUUACAGAUGGAGAGAAAGAGAGAGAGAGAGAGAGAGAGGGAGAGAGAGAGAGAGAAAAAUAAAAAGACAGAUUAAGGGGGGAUUACUACACACAAGAGCAACACAGAGAUGUUGGAAAAUUCCACUUGCAAAAAAGAAAAAACACCAUCCUGCAUUAGCAAUUCAUAUGAGUAUUCAAAAUUACAGCCGAAAUGUUAUCCAUGUUGACUUAUCAUUACUGUAAUAAAAGGAGAAGUAAUUCUGGAAAAAAAGUAGACAAGGAUCCCAGGACUAUUGAUUUUAUACACAGGAUAAACACAUUGGACACUUUGGUUUCUAAUUACCAACAAAAGACAAAUAUGAGAAAGAUAUUAGUUGAAAAGAUAUAGUAAUUGUGUAUAAUUACUGUUAUGAUUUGUUAUUUUAUUUUGUAACAUCAGUGUCUUUAUAGGUCACUAGUGCAGUUUGAUGACGAUUUUGAUACAAGUACUUAGUGGUUUUAAAGCUGGCACAUGUAUAAUAUCAUUUUUGCUGUAUGGAGAUGGCUAUUGAUUAAAAUAACCUAUUAUUAGCUCUUUUGAAUAUCUCUGGGCAUGUAUUAUCAUUGCAAAAGCUACAUUUCUUUAGAACUUUUUAAUCUGAAAUGAAUGAAUACAGAUUUGUACAAGUAUACUUAUAUUAUGUAAUUACCAAAUGCUGUACAACAUUGGACGUUAUCAUUAUGUAUAUCAUUGUAGCAAAAUUACCAUUUCAACAAAAUAAUUAAUUAAAUAAAAAUUAAAUAAUUAAAACGUUAUGAUUAUACUAUUCUUUUUCAGUUAAAUUGUUAGUCUGUUCACAUCUGGUAAUCUUGAUAUUAGUCUAAAUGUGUAUCUGCAAGUAUAAUAAAGGUGUAAACAGGAA